UCUUGACAGAUGUGUGCUCUUUAGCAUCCAUUUAGCUUAAAAGUGCUAACCUAUAGCAACUUGUUUCAGUCAUGUGCUGAAGUUUUCGUUUGGAUGUAACUAGUAAUGUUUGUGGGAAGGUAGAACUGUAAAGAAAAGGCAAAUGAACUUGUCGUGAGUGUCCAGCCACUCUAGUGUGACGUUUCACCUGCAUCUGCUGUCCUGUCGAGAAAUUAGCUUCUCUCUGCCGUCACUACUCUCGGUUCCAGCUCUGUGUGUUUGUCUCUGCAGCCUCAUUUUGGAAGGGGUGAGCAUGGUGGCUGGUGUUGGAGGGUGUAAGGAGUGGGCUGGUGUCAGCUUUCACCCACAAGAAAGCAUGAUUAGACUAUUCUGGUGCCUGGAAUACUGGCAGGGUUUAGUUUUCAGGCAAGAAUUAGGUGGCAGGGCGACUUUGCGAUCCAGGAAUGCCGACCUGGAUAAAAGUACCUGCUGCUGAGUUCUAAAAUAAACCCUCAGAAAGGCUUACCUACGUCACUGCCUGUACAUAUUGUGCCCUACCAGCCUUCUGGUCAGCAAAGGGUGGGCAGCAGUCCUUGUGGGUGGGGGCAGAGCUGGCUCUGGGGGUAGAUCAGUCCUGGUGAAAGGCUUGCUUUGCGGUGCCCUCACCGUCAGUCUAAUCGGUUUUGAGGGGGGGGAUAGGGCUUCUGCCUGACAGCUGGGGGGAGAGAUGCCUUCGUCGGUGAGGGGUCCGAUUCUGCCUGGAGGUCACCUGACAGUCUUGUGUUGUUGUGUGAAUUUGGUCUGGCACUAUUCUUAGCCAGCUCUGGUGCAAGGGUGAGGAGAGGGCAGAGGAGAGUCUGGAAAGAGAUGAAGAAUGAUGCCCAGCUGGCCGUUGCCUGAGCUGGAAUCGAGCCAGAUCAGACUGAUCGUGUAUCAAGACUGCGAGCGGCGGGGAAGAAACGUCCUCUUCGAUUCCAAUGCCAAAAAGAAGAGCGCAGAAGAUACCCUGGUCACGAAGCCAAGCGGCGAGCCGCAGGGCAGAGGGCCGGGGCGGUGCUGCCGGCUCCGACCCAAUGGGGGCAGCUCCAGCUCCCUGGACAGCACCUGCUCCACGGCCUCGGAGCCUCGGGAAUCUCGGGAGCCGGGCCUUCGCUUCCAGGGAUCCCGCUGCUCUUCUGAUGCCAACAUGCUGGGGGAGAUGAUGUUUGGCUCGGUGGCGAUGAGUUACAAGGGCUCUACGCUGAAAAUCCAUCAGAUACGGUCUCCUGCUCAGUUGAUGCUGAGCAAAGUGUUUACAGCUCGGACAGGGAGCAGCGUUUACGGAAGCCUGAACACAUUACAGGAUAGCCUCGAGUUCAUCAACCAAGACUCCGUUGCACUUAAACCGGAUCAAAACACUGUGGUCAACAGCUUCCUGGGGAACAUAGGUUUCUCUCAGCUCUGCAGCUCCCGUCGCGCCUUCUCUGAACAGGGCCCCCUUCGCCUGAUCAAGAGUGCCUCUUUCUUUGCAGGGCCGACCACGCCGAUGGACAUGCCCGGCCGGGGCCAGUACGACGAGCGGGACAGCGGAAUCGCCAGAUCAGCCUCCCUCAGCAGCCUGCUAAUAACCCCCUUCCCUUCGCCGGGCUCCUCGCUCACCAGCAGCUGUGCCAGCAGCUACCAGCGGCGCUGGCUCCGCAGCCAGACCACCAGCCUGGAGAACGGGGUCUUCCCGCGAUGGUUAGCGGAGGAGAGCUUCAACAUGUCUGAUGACAGCAGUGGUCCUGGCCUUGGGGUAGCCAGGAAGAAGAAGAUCGCCAUCGGCAUCAUCUUUCAGCUGUCGGAGGACGAGGACCAGAGCAGCAAGUUCCAGGGCUUCUUCUUCUCUCACUUCCCCCUCUUUGAGAGUCACAUGAACAAGCUGAAGAGUGCGAUCGAGCAGGCCAUGAAAAUGAGUCGAAGGUCAACUGACGCAAGCCAAAGAGCACUGGCUUACAACCGCAUAGUGGAUGGGCUCAAUGAAUUCAGGACGACCAUCUGCAACCUUUACACCAUGCCUCGCGUGGGCGAGCCAGUGUGGCUGACCAUGAUGUCGGGGGCAUCGGAGAAGAACCAGCUCUGCAGCCAGUUCAUGAGGGAGCUGUCCAUUCUCAUGGAGCAAGCCUCCAAGAACCAGUUUCUUCCAGCUCUGCUCACGGCCAUCCUCACUAACCACUUGGCGUGGGUGCCUACGGUGAUGCCCAACGGCCAGCCGCCUAUCAAGAUCUUCCUGGAGAAGCACUCCUCUCAGAGCGUGGACAUGCUGGCGAAAACGCACCCAUACAACCCGCUGUGGGCACAACUCGGCGAUCUGUACGGCGCGAUCGGCUCGCCUGUGCGUCUCUCCCGGACCGUGGUGGUCGGCAAGCGGCAGGAGCUGGUACAGAGGCUGCUCUACUUCCUCACCUACUUCAUCCGCUGCUCGGAGCUGCUGGAGACGCACCUGCUGGAGAGCGCUGAGGACGAGGCCAUCGUGAUGCCCGGUUCCCUCAUCACCACAUCGCUGCGCCGCGGGGAGGUGGAGGAGUCCGACUACGUCCUGGUCACCAUGCACAAACCGCACGGCGACUACCCCGCUUCCACCGAGCAGGAAGCCGGGGGCCCCGUGGACGCCGGCGACGGGGGUUGUGUCCUGGACCCGGCCUCCACUGCUUUCCAAGAGGACGCCGUCCACCCGCCCCCUUGCAAAGAGAAGACAAGCCACUGCCCAGAAACCAAGGUGGAGAUGGUAGUGUGCGUGGGCUCUGUGUCGGCCAGGGAGCCGGUCGCGGUACCAGUUGUGGAAGCAGAGGCCGGCAUCAUUGGCGAGGCCCUGGAGACCGAGAGGCUGCCCAUCAACUACUUCUGUUCAUCUGGGAUACCGCUGGAGAAGAAACCCCCCGAUAAGAGCUCGACCGACCACUUCCUGCCAGGCGACCAGCAGCCAGCCCCCAAAGUGACUUUCCUCAUUGGAGAUUCCAUGUCCCCCGACUCGGACACAGAAAUCCGGGGGAAGAAAGUCGAGGAUCAAAUCAAGAAGCACAAGAGGCACCUGAAGCAGCAGCAGCAACAGCAGCAGAGGGUGCAGAGCUCCACUGAGUCAAAGUGUGAGUCAAAGCCAACGUCAGAGGACCAAACUAAGAAAAACGAGGGUAAGAAUCCGCUCCUGCAUGUCUCUAGCAAAAUGCCGCAGUGGAGCUCCUCCCACGAAGAGUGCAUGGAACUGUUUGACGAGUACUUUAGUGACGAUUACCCCGUGGAAACUCGGACUAUUGACGAUGUGUCCGGAACACAGGAAUCAAGCAACACAGACAAAACAAAGAGCCAGCUUCUGGACCCAUCGGGAGACUCUGCAGAAAAAGAGUAUAGGAUUGUGGGACAGAGGGACACGGGCAACGGCGGGUGUAGCUGUAACUCAGUGGGCGUAGUAGAUAAAGACUUUUGUGAGACUUGUUCUACAGAGCAAGUCAAAGCCAUUGUGAUCUCUGUUACUGUCCCCCAAGGGGACACGGGGGACCUGAAGAAGGUUGCCCCCCUGAAUGAGUGGGAAAUACCCCGGAAUGAGAGUUCGGACAGCGCACUGGGUGACAGCGAGAGCGAGGAUACGGCCCAGGAGCUGCAGCGUCAGGAAGGGACGUACUACGGAGACGAGCAGGAGGAGUGGCUGGAGGAAAUCGAGGUCCCCUUUCCGGGAUCCAAACUGGUAGAGAAUUACUCCAAGCCCACAAUUGCCAACUUUGGAAGAUCUCUUUUUGGAGGUUACUGUCAAACCUACGUCCCCGACUUUGUUCUGCAUGGGAUGCCGAAUGACGAGAAGCUGAAGCAGUGCCUCAUGUCGGACUUGGCUCACGCUGUGCAGCAUCCAGUGUUAGAUGAGCCCAUCGCAGAGGCCGUCUGCAUCAUAGCCGACACGGACAAGUGGACCGUGCAGGUGGCCAGCAGCCAGAGACGAGCUACUGACGGCAAACUUGGCAAGGAAGUACUGGUGUCCAACUUGGUGUCCAGUCUGCUCCAUUCGACCCACCAUCUGUACAAACUCAACAUGUCCCCAAACUUUUGCAUCAUGCACCUCGAGGACAGACUGCAGGAGCUUUACUUCAAGAGCAGAAUGCUGGCAGAGUACCUGAAGGGCCAAACACGAGUUCAUGUCAAAGAGCUGGGAAUGGUGUUAGGCAUCGAAUCCAGUGAUCUCCCCCUAUUGGCAGCAGUCGCAAGCACCCACUCACCGUAUGUGGCCCAGAUACUGCUCUAGAUGGCCCAGAGCCACCCGCGGUGGAAAACCAGUCUAGAACCAGAGGACUAUCAGGAAUACAGCGCUGGUUCUAAGUGAGCGUGCCCAGCCCAGCCCGGAGUGGCACGGCAAGGCAUGGCUCGGUGUGGACCGGCCAAAGGGUAGGUGGGUGGUCUCAGCUGGUCCUGCUGCAGCUCUCGGCGCCCUAGAGGCAGGGCUGUCCCAGGAAAACGGGGCCCGGUGCCAGGCGCCACAGCACCCACGGCGCAGCAGACGCUGUCUGUGCCUGUACAGACUGAAGAUUUACAGAGACGCUCCCCCCAGCGUGGAGGAUGUUCUCCUUUGUUUGAAUGUUGUACUGGUAUUUUGCAUCUGGAAUGCUUUUUUUUUUUCUCUUGACAAUCCAGGAAAAACGACAGAUUUUUUUGGUCUUCUUCCUCUACAAAUGCAGAUAGUACAGUCAGACCUCAGACAUACGCGAGGUUAGGUUCCAGAACCCGUCGCGAAUGAGGAGGAUUCACGGAUGUUUGGUAGAGUCACUAAAAAUGGUAAUAUGUGCUUAUGUCUAUAGUUUAAACCCUAAAUAUGACCUCAGUCGUGCUCCCAAAACACUUUAACUUCAUAGUACAGUAUCACCUAACGGAUUUUUAUCACAAUAGCACGUUUACAGUACAGUAUACUAAUGUUACCCCUACUAAUUCAUAGAACACGGCAUUGGCUGCCAUUUUCUUUUGCAUCCACAGUAAGGUAAAAUGAGUAAACAAAUGGGAGUGUAAACUUAUUGACAGA
This is a messenger RNA of Paramormyrops kingsleyae, 4996 nucleotides long. RefSeq names its product folliculin interacting protein 1 (gene fnip1). Gene Ontology annotation, molecular function: ATPase inhibitor activity; protein-folding chaperone binding. The record is from RefSeq and is a predicted model, not a curated record. Lineage: Eukaryota; Metazoa; Chordata; Actinopteri; Osteoglossiformes; Mormyridae. Gene Ontology annotation, cellular component: cytoplasm.